AUGCUGGUGGAAUGCAUCGAUGGCGUGUCCGUGCGUGUCGCGCUGGUGUAUUGGUCGACGUCGUUUGCUGUACUCCUGCUGCGCCUCUUCUGCGCUGAGUUCGCUGACCUCUCGUCGUACGGCGGUCAUAGCGCAGCUGACGCCGCCAACCCAGGUGUCUGCAAGGCCGAACGCGAUCGAGAAGGAGAGUACUCCGCGGCUGUGGCGGCGACUACCCUCACGCGUUGGUGCGCGACACCGGUUCACUGGCUGGCAUCUUCGUUCUUGGGCAGGUGGCGCGUCACUCGCAAACAGUCGUUCACCGCCUUCUACGUCACUGGCCUCGCCACAAGUACAGCCGUUUUCGGGAUUCGUUGGAUCGCCAACCGCAGCGGUGCUUCCCCCGACCACCCCUCUCUGGUUGCCCUGUCGUCGCCGGCGCCGGCUCACCCCCUCUUCUGUGUGACACUUGUGCUCUUCACUCUUCACUGUGCGGUGCGCCUUACCGAGACGCGUCUUGUGCAGCGCUUCCGCGAGCAUGACACCGUGACCCUCUUUGCUGCUGUGGCGGGCAGCACGUUCUACAUUAUGGCAGCCAUUUCCAGCGCCGCACCGAGCCACACAAGCGUCCCGCGUGCGUCUCGGUCGCUACACCGGUUAGUGGUGAUGCGGUGCAUCUUCGCCGCCGGCACCAUGGCGCACCUGUCUCUGCAGGCCAUUCAGGUCACGGCGCACACGAUACUGGCGCGGCGGCGACAGAGCCCCUCGCGCACCGUCUCACCCACAAAGGAGACGCCCAUGCGUGACUGGGAGGAAGGUUUAUGGAGACGGGUGCAGGUGCACCUGGCAACCUUUCGCGCCGCCCAAGGCGAAUCCCCACACGCGCUGUCCACGCCACCGGAGCUGUACGGGGCGUGGCGCCGAUACCGUUAUCCGUACUUCUCGAAUGUGUGCUUUCGGGUGGUACUCGAUCCGCACUACACCUGUGAAGUGGCCAUGUAUGCCGUGAACACGCUUCUCCUGCUUCUCUGCGUACUCCCCGAUGCAACACAGCCCGCCACCGACAUCGCCGCUGGGGCAGCACGAGGCAUGGUGAGCUGCUUUGCGAGCGGCGAGCCACAGUGGUGCAGCAUUGCGUGUGCCAGUGUACCGUGGUUGUCGGUGCUGGCCAGUGUUGGCGUCACCGUGUUCACCGCCGCCAACCUCGGCAUCACCUCUGCAGAGCACCGACGUUUUUGGAUGGCAGCAAAUGCCACACGUCGUCUCGUUGGCAGUGCGCUGCGAACAAUACUGGAUGAGGAACAGGCAAAACCGCCUGGCAACGGCGGCGGCCGACUUCCAGCAGAGAUCGUCGAUGCAGCGAGGUAUAUGCUACGGGAGACAGUCGUUGAGGAAGUGGUGCCGAGGUGGAACGUGUUCCCACUUGUGUGGUAA
This is a messenger RNA of Leishmania mexicana MHOM/GT/2001/U1103, 1413 nucleotides long. RefSeq lists its product as hypothetical. The transcript has a single exon. Gene Ontology annotation, molecular function: 3-oxo-5-alpha-steroid 4-dehydrogenase activity. The record is from RefSeq and is a predicted model, not a curated record. The coding region runs from base 1 to 1413 and encodes 470 amino acids. Lineage: Eukaryota; Euglenozoa; Kinetoplastea; Trypanosomatida; Trypanosomatidae. Gene Ontology annotation, biological process: dolichol-linked oligosaccharide biosynthetic process; polyprenol catabolic process. Gene Ontology annotation, cellular component: endoplasmic reticulum.